Emericellopsis cladophorae is the source of this 1068-nucleotide messenger RNA. RefSeq lists its product as uncharacterized. The record is from RefSeq and is a predicted model, not a curated record. Bases 1 to 1068 code for a protein of 355 amino acids. Lineage: Eukaryota; Fungi; Ascomycota; Sordariomycetes; Hypocreales; Bionectriaceae. The transcript has a single exon.
AUGCCAAGAGAGGCGCCACGUAGGGUUGUCGGGUCGUGUGCCUUGGACUGGACGGACGUUGCUUCGCAGAGUCAGUCGAGGCUCAUGGCUCUGCCCGCUGAGCUUCGGGCCAAGAUAUGGACCAGUUUCUUUUCCCACGUGGCACGCCCGCGGUUGCGGUACGCCUGCGAUCUGGAAUGGAGCUUGGAUACGGACUCGCAUUUCGAAAUCGACUGGCUCUACGCCAGCAAGCGGCUCUACCUGGACGCCUGGCCCGUCUGCCUGGCGCAGGUGCGUCUCGACGUGGUGUACAUUGGCCACGCGCCGACGCAAUUGGCUGUUCUGCCUCCGCCGAUCCUUCGAAGAGAGCUUCGCGAGAUAUGCUUCCACUGCCCCGUGUCGGUUAUGGAAGAGCGACCACCGAGGCGGCCAUUUCCUUUCCAUAGGUACCCGCGCCUGAGCACCUUUCGCAUUGCUAGCAACAUCUUGAUUCUUCUGGAUAGAUUCCGGUGCAAGGAGAGCAAUGUCCCCAUGACUGUGGAGGUGUAUCGAGCCCUUUCACCCCCGGAGAGGCUGGCCGCAUGGAAAGACGCCGGCCUGCCGUCCGUGGACGAGAUCAUGGAGCACAUGACCGGCAUGGGCAAAAGCGGCUGGCUAAGUCGCGUCGUUGAUCCAAAGAAUUUUACGCGCCCGCUCGUUCUCACGCUGGACUCGGAUGAUGAUGAUGAUGAUGAGGGUGGUGGUGGUAGGGAGGACAGCAGCGAGGAGUGGCAGGGGUGGACAGAGCCACAAUGUUCGGAGGACGAGCAAGAAGAGAAGGGCCUCUUCUAUCAGGCCCCCCGAUCGGCGGAGUGGUUGGCGGCGAAAGAGGCCCGGGACCUGGAGGCGUUUCGAAGAGUCGCGGAGCAGGUGCACACCUUGGUGGAGGCGGAACUCACGCUCUUCGAACGGAACGUCUACCCCAUGCCGGACGAUACGCUGGAUACACUCUUCGUUCUUGUAGACACGAGGACGCGGAAGAUUAUGGAAAUGAGGAUGCUGGAUGCAGCAGAGAUGGAGGAGAGGGCCCGGUGGGCUGCGCAAGCGUAA